CACGAGUGUGCAGCAUUGGCACCUCUCAACAACAUGGCAACUAAGCAGCGCCUCCUCCGAUUUACCAUCCUUGUCAAACGUAAUCCGGCAUUCUCGGAAGAAGAAUUCCAGUCGUACUGGACGAACACACAUGUCCCGCAGGUUCAGGAUUGGUUGACUCGUCACGGAGUCCUCAAGUACACCCAGUACCAUACCCCGUCCUCGGUGCGGAAUCAGGCCAAGUCGAUCCCUGGGCUUGCCCAGGCCACCAUAGCCGAGUGGGACGGCUUUGUCGAACUGCUGAUGCCUGACAUGUCGUGCUUCGAUGCUGCACAGAAGGAUCCAUAUUAUUUACAAGUGGUUGUUCCCGAUGAAAUGAAAUUCGCCGACCCUGCAAAUUCGCAGAUCAUCAUCGGGUGGGAAGAGGUAUACAUUCAAGACGGCAAGAUAGUUGAGCUGCAGCCUGGGGGAAACUUGGUAACGGCUUGAUUGGUGGAAGCUCGCUUGAUAGAGAGUAUCGAUCAGAAAUGCCGCCUCAGAACUAAAGAGAGUACAGUCCGAAUUGGAAG
This is a messenger RNA of Exophiala oligosperma, 548 nucleotides long. RefSeq lists its product as uncharacterized. The record is from RefSeq and is a predicted model, not a curated record. The transcript is spliced from 2 exons. The coding region runs from base 34 to 468 and encodes 144 amino acids. Gene Ontology annotation, molecular function: oxidoreductase activity. Lineage: Eukaryota; Fungi; Ascomycota; Eurotiomycetes; Chaetothyriales; Herpotrichiellaceae.